AUGACCAUCCCCACCGUAUCCUCCAGCCCCAAGCCCUCGUCUUCUGCCGCUAGCUCUCCCCAUGCCUCCUCGUCCCCAGGAGCAUCCACUCGCACUGGUGGUGCUGGCGGCGGUGGUGGUGCAGGUGGUGCUUCACCUUCGGGCUCAGCUACGACCGGCUCAGCUACCCCGCCUCUUAAGACGAACGGGGCAGCACAAGUCACGGGGGGCUUUGCUGGUAUAGCUAUCGCUGCCGUGGCUGCGUAUUACCACCUUUGA
This is a messenger RNA of Aspergillus nomiae NRRL 13137, 258 nucleotides long. RefSeq lists its product as uncharacterized. The coding region runs from base 1 to 258 and encodes 85 amino acids. NCBI's taxonomy places the organism in Eukaryota, Fungi, Ascomycota, Eurotiomycetes, Eurotiales, Aspergillaceae. The record is from RefSeq and is a predicted model, not a curated record. The transcript has a single exon.